GGUUGGUAAUUGCACAAAGGAUAUGAAGGAUGUGGGGGAUUGAAUACCUAGUUGUGAGGGCAGAGGGCCUCAACAACGGCCAGGGGGAUUGUGUUAUACUUAUUACUUACCCCCCUUGCAAGUGUGCGCUUGAUCCCCACAAGGGAGGAAGAGGAAAGAAAGAAGAUCACAGGGGCUCAUUUUUCUAGGCCAGGCCCCUAAGGAGGGAGGACCAGGCUUGCAAUUCAAGCAAGUCAUGGAUGCACAGAGACAGUACUUGUGGAGAGGCUUGAGGAGCAAGCACCAUUGGCUGUGAAAAAGGAAGGAGGAAAAAGGAGUGGCGGAAAUUGAUGCAGCAUCAUAUCUCAGGUGAAAGUGUUGGCACUGGUAGACUCCUGGUGUGCCGACUUCAGAUCAAGUCUCAAUCUUUCAAUCUCCUAAGCACAUGUUUCUUCCCUGCUUUUGCUUUUGGGCCACGUUCGUUUCAUUCCUUGCUUGUGUGCACUGAUUUCCUUUUCUUACUAGUUGCUGCUGCUGCUUCUGGUGUUUGUUGGUGCUGUUUAAUGUCAUUAUAUUGGAUGGCAUCAGCAUCAUCAUUAUCGUUAUCAGUAUCAUCAGUAGAAGCCUCAGAUUCCGGAGAGGCAUACAUCACGAGAUAUGGUGCUCUUUGUUUCCCUGGGCCUUGUAUGCGGAUGAAUCACCGUCACCCACUUAUUGUUGUUCAUCUAUUUUCUUAAAAGAGAGAUUUUGUUUUGGGGUCUCCCUGACAGAAAUCUCUGCACUGCAAUUGCAAUUCUCACCACAUUUUCAUUUCGAUCUCCACUGUAUGCUGAUUUUGUAUUGAUUACACAAUCCUGUGAAUAUGAUUGGUAUAAGCUCAUAGAUUUAUAAGUUCUUUCUCAUAUUCCCCACACCCACAAUUGAUUGCAGUCUUGAGCAUUGGAUACCCCCUUAUAUUUUAAUUAGUUUUUUUUCCGGGUUUCCCUUAGUUUGGCAUCCCACUUCUAGACCUAUUUUGGAUUUUGGGUCUGAUCUAUGCAGCCCAUCAUGGGACACUGUCAAGCUGAUUCUAAGAAAAAGAGUACCGGGACUGGGUUUGAUUUGUAUGGAGGGGUUUUCAGCGGAAAGAUUUUUGGAUCCAAGCCCAACAUAGACCAGGGUCAAUCUCCGACCUGGCAAAAGUACAAUGCAGGAAGCUACAAUAAUACAGUCACAUUCAAUGAUGAAAGGGGGCCUCUGUAUUGGGUAGACAAAGGUAAAGACAUGGGUUAUGGCAAAGACACUGAGGGCAACAAGUAUAGAAAUGGUGGAGGGCAGAAUAUUGGGAAGGACUACAAUGGUUUGGGGAUUGCGAAAAGUUUUGGAUCUAUGACAGUGGAUGAGAUGGUGACUCCUAAGAAGGAAAACAAGCAUUGCACGGAUUCAAAAUUAGCGGAUUCUUCAAAUUUAGAGUCCUACUCUCCCCAGAAGGGCAGUCCUAUUAAAGUGGGCAACAAUAAUGUGGACUCAAAAUUACCGGAUGCUUCAAAUUUGGGGUCUACUCCUGUGAAGGGCAGUCCUAUUUAUGGAAGCGUGAUGUUAGGCAGGAAAUCGUCAGAUGGUGCAAGCAGUUCUAGCAGUUCGAGUGGCUCUGUGUCUGGUGGCAGUGCCACCAAAAGUGGAGGAAAUGGCGGAAGUAGCCCCACUGUAGGAGGGGCCCUGAAACCGGGGGCUAAUCAUCAUCAGCAACAUCAUCAUCAAAGCAGUAGUCAUUCAGGUGAACUCAGUCUAGGUUCUGUUUCCAGUGGGGGAAGCUCAAGUGGCGGAAGUCCAACUGCAGAAAGCGUAAGAAGAGGUGGCAGAUCUCUUAGAUUAGGCAAUGUUCUGAAUCCCAAAACACUUGGCAGCCCAACUGGAGAUAGUAAAGAUUGUGCCAAUAACAACAUCAUUGGCGGUGGGAUGGUCACUGGAAGUUUAGGAAAUGCGAAGAAACCGGGCCAUUCAAGAGGCAGUUCCUACAGUGGCUCAUCCUCCAGAUCGUCUGGAGAGCUAAGUUAUGGCACAACCGUCAAUUCCAGGCCAGUUUCUGGACCUCAGCUUGCAACAGGUAACAUUAUCAAUACUGGAUUAGUUUCUAAUAGAGGACCAGUUGGGUCUACCAAUGCUAGUGUUAACAGUGGCGGUGGCGCCAUUCCCACUGGAAAUAUUCUCCCAAAUAGCAAUCUUGGUAACAUUUUUACCAGUGGCAAAAUUCUCAAUAAUGCCAAUGCCAAUAACAAUGUUUUCAAGGGAAAUGCCAAGGGAGAUGGUGGUCAUCCACAUCAUGUUUUGGGAUCUGGAAAUGUCAACUAUGGCCACGGGAGCGUUGUGAAAGGGAACGGUAAAUCUGAUUCAAUUGUAACUGGCAACAUCCAUUUUGUAGGGGAAUCGAUGCUGAUGAAACGAGCUAUGGCAAGUACAGAUCCAGAGGAUGUGAAGAAUUCAGGAAAUGAUCAAUACAAGAAGGGGCAUUUUGCUGAGGCACUUUCACUGUAUGACAGGGCUAUAUGUUUAUCACCUGGGAAUGCUUCCUAUAGAAGUAAUAGAGCUGCAGCACUCACCGCACUAGGUAGAUAUGCAGAGGCAGUGCAAGAAUGCUUGGAUGCGAUCAGAUUGGAUCCAUCCUUUGGCCGGGCUCAUCAUAGACUUGGAUCUCUCUAUCUCAAAUUAGGACAAGUAGAAAAUGCCAAAAGGCAAUUCAAUCUUGCGGGGCAGCAGUCAGAUAGGGCCGAUAUUCAGAGAGUGCAAAAUGUGGAGAAAUAUAUGACAAAGCUGGCAGAAGCUCGAAAGGCUGGGGAUUGGAAGACUGUAUUGAGGGACAGUGAUGCAGCAAUUGUGGCUGGUGCAGACUCGUCACCACAGGUAUUUGCAUCUAAAGCAGAAGCAUUGUUGAAGCUUCAUAGAUUAGAUGAGGCAGAUGCAGUUUUAACAAGUGCAGAUAAGGCUGCCAGUGUUGCUUCAUCCACUCGGUUCCAUGGUAUCAUAGGUGAUGCUUAUGUUCUUAUGGUGCGAACUCAGGUGGACAUGGCCUUAGGAAGGUUUGAUAAUGCAGUUCCAGCUGCAGAGAAAGCAGCUCGACUAGAUUCAUGCAAUCAUGAGGUUUCUUCAUUACUCAGAAGGGCCAAAGCUGUGGCUAAUGCCCGUUUAAGUGGAAAUGAGCUCUUCAAAAUUGGCAAGUAUUUAGAAGCAUGUGCAGCAUAUGGGGAAGGGCUUGAACAUGAUCCGUUAAAUGCAGUUUUGCUUUCUAACCGGGCAGCCUGCAGAUCAAAACUUGGCCAAUGGGAGAUGUCAGUUGAAGAUUGUAAUCUAGCCCUGAGCAUUCAACCUAACUAUAUCAAAGCUCUUCUUAGACGGGCGGCAUCAAAUACAGAGCUUGAGCGCUGGGAAGAAGCUCUAAGGGACUAUGAAAUUCUUAGAAGGGAAAUACCGGGAGAUAAAGAAGUUGCUCAGUCUCUCUUUUAUGUUCAAGUGGCGCUGAAGAAGUCUCGUGGUGAGGAGAUAUACAAUAUGAAGUUUGGAGGGGAAGUUGAGGUUGUUUACAAUAAUGAUCAAUACAAAGAAGCCAUUAGCUCACCGGGUCUGGCAGUAGUUCUUUUCAAAUCAAGAUCAAAUGAUCAAUGCAAGAAGAUCCUGCCAUUUAUUGAUCAGCUAUGUGGAAGAUACCCAUCUGUCAACUUUCUUAAGGUGGACAUUGAAGAAAAUCCAACAUCGGCAAAGUCAGAGAGCAUAAGUUUUGUACCCACAUUCAAGAUUUACAAGAAUGGUGUCAAAGUCAAAGAAAUUCUUUGCCCGAGCCAGCAAGUUCUGGAGAAUUCGGUGAAGUAUUAUAUCUAGGAAGAUGCAGUCUUAUCUACAACCAUUUCCAUAGCAUUCACCCAUUCACUUCUGACACACCUACAUACAAAUAAAGUGGAUUUAUUCCAUAUAGGAAGAGUAAUUCUUGGAUUUUUCUCAGAUUCUUUGCGGCCUCAUUCCAUUUGCCUUUAAAUUUUUUUGCUUUUGAGGCCGAAUUUUCCCUAUUAUGUUUCUGUGUAAUCCUGAUUGGUGAUAAAAGAAAAGCAGGAGAUCAUAGAGGAAGAUUAUCUCAAUCAAGUGCAUUUGCAUUUCGAGUUUUUUUAUACCUAUUCCACAUUGGCUAUCAGUUCUAAUCACUUUGGCAAUAUAUUCUGUUCAAUUACUCUCACAAAAAAGUAUAAAUUGUGGUAUGAGUUCGUGGGGCAAUUGAGAAUUUUAUGCCAUGUAUAGAGAGGGUGAGAGACAAUAGAACAGAUAGAAGGUUCAGCUAGGAAUUGCUUAAUGUAUAUACUUCAAUAUGAUGACAUAUAUUGGAAGUCGUAAUUUAAUUCAAAUUCUUGUUUUUGAUC
Messenger RNA from Cryptomeria japonica (Japanese cedar), 4361 nucleotides. RefSeq names its product TPR repeat-containing thioredoxin TTL1. Lineage: Eukaryota; Viridiplantae; Streptophyta; Pinopsida; Cupressales; Cupressaceae. Gene Ontology annotation, molecular function: protein binding. The transcript is spliced from 8 exons. The coding region runs from base 1015 to 3831 and encodes 938 amino acids. Gene Ontology annotation, cellular component: cytoplasm. The record is from RefSeq and is a predicted model, not a curated record.